CAGCUCUCAGCUGAUUGAGUUUUCCUGAUUGUGAUUGUGAGUCAUGUCUUGUUCGAAUUCUUUCUAUUUUUCAGUCAGUUUAAAUUAAAACUGAUUACUGUUUCCAAUCCUCGAAGUUGUACAGCUGCAGAAUGUUUCGAACUGGAAAACUUGAUAGUCUUAUUGAAGCAGCUACGAGUAAUUUAAAUCUGGAGCCACCCUGGCCUCAAAUCAUCAAAAUCUGUGACUUAAUUCGACAAGGAGAUGUUCAGCCUAAAGUCGCUCUUGCUGCAGUCAAGAAGAAACUUACAAGUAUCAACCCCCAUACUGCAAUGUAUGCUUUAUUGGUCUUAGAAUCUAUGGUAAAAAACUGUGGGGCAGUCAUCCACGAUGAGGUCGCCUCCUUACAAUUUAUGGAGCAACUUCACGAGUUGGUCAAAACUACACAACACAAGGAAGUGAAAGAAAAAAUUCUGGAGCUUAUUCAAGGAUGGGCUUUUGCUUUUCGAAAAAAUCAAAGAUACCGUGCUGUCCAGGAUGUAGUUACUCUUAUGAAAGCGGAGGGAUGCAGUUUUCCUACUCUAAAUGAGAGUGACGCAAUGUUUACAGUCGACACAGCACCAGAAUGGGCAGAAGGCCACUGCUGUCACAGAUGCCGCGAUGCUUUCACAUUAUUUAAUAGAAAGCAUCAUUGUCGAGCUUGUGGUCAAGUCUUUUGUGGGAAAUGUGCAAGUCAAACGAGCACGUUACCAAAUAUUGGUUUUGAAAAAGAAGUCAGAGUCUGUGAUGUCUGCUAUGAGAAAAGUCAUAAGCCACCUGCAAUAACGAACAAAUCAGAUGAAUCAUUACCUUCGGAAUACUUAAACAGCUCUCUUGCUCAACAGUCUCAGACGCCACCUCGCAAAACUGAGCAGCAGCUACGAGAAGAGGAAGAACUGAACUUAGCGAUAGCACUUUCACAGUCUGAAGCGGAGGCUCAAAAAAAUAAAAGUUUUUCCCGAGCGUCCUCCCUUCCAUCUAGAACUGCAAACUACUCACCACCUGUGACUGAGAGCCCAGAAAAAGAAGAUACAGAUCCAGAGCUGGCACAUUAUCUGAAUAGAGCCUAUUGGGAAAAUCGUCAACAAAAUGACACAGGUACUAUUAAUCGCAGCCCCUCGGCUCCAACGUCUGCGCAGACAACUGCUCCAACUUUGCCUGUGUCCUCCACGUCUAGCUCCUCAAUACAACAGCUGCAAAACGGAGGCAUCGACAACAAUGUAGACAUGGACGAAUUCGUCUCGACUCUAAAAAGUCAGGUGGAUGUAUUCGUAAACCGAAUUAAGUCCAAUUACAGUAGGGGUCGUUCAAUAGCAAAUGAUAGCACUGUCCAAACACCAUUCUUGAACAUAACAGCAAUGCAUUCCAAACUCCUGAAUUUCAUACAAGAGCAGGAUGAUAGUCGGGCAUAUUACGAAGGACUUCAAGAUAAAUUAACUCAAGUGAAAGACGCAAGAGCCGCUCUGGAUGCACUGCGGGAGGAACAUAAAGAAAAAUUAAGGCGUGAAGCAGAAAUGGCGGAGAGGCAGAGGCAGUCUUUGAUGGCACAGAAAUUGGACACUAUGCGUAAGAAGAAACAAGAAUAUCUUCAAUAUCAACGACAGUUGGCUCUACAACGCAUUCAAGAGCAAGAGCGAGAAAUGCUAGUGCGGCAAGAGCAACAGAAACAACAAUAUCUGAUGGGAAGCAUGAAUCCGUACGCCUCAGUCCCUGGUUUCGAAAGUCAAGUGCCUCAGAGUCUACCUCAGCAAGGAGCACCAUACUCAAUACCGCCACAGAUGCCACCAAAUUAUUCGUAUCCGAUGAAUGUGCCUGGUAUGCCGCCUCUUAUCAGACCUGGGCCUCAACCUCAGUUCCCGCCAAAUCUAGUGAUGGGUCCUCAAGGCAUGGUUGUCAAUCAGAAUGUUCCCCCAAUGAUAGGAGAAACAGAAGCAAAUCGUCCUCCAUCUCCCUCUAAAUUAGGUCCCCAAAGUUUACAGCCUCCUCAGUCUUUACAACACAUUCCUGGUGCUCCGCUGCAAGGACUUCAAACUCAGCCCUCGAGUAUGCCCCCGAUGGUGCAGCCCAUAUCUAACAUGACACAACCAAGGAUGCCCAUGCAACCAGGCAUGCCGAAUCAACAGCUAAUGCCCAACCAACACAUGGUGAAUCAACCAAAUCAACCGGUGAUGAGUCAGCCAGGAAUGAUGCCUCAUCCGAUGGUCAAUCAACCCAACAUGCCAAAUCAAGGUAUACCUAUCCCUGUCUCGACCAUGGCGCAGAACCAGCUCCCGGCUGGCGUCCAAUACGGUGCUCCUGUGUCGCAAACAACUCAAAAUGGAAUCGAAGCACCAGGUCAGCCUAAACCAGUAGUGCAAAGCUUUCAACCUGGCCAGGUAAUGGCUAGCACUCUCGUCGCAAAUCUACCAGAUGUACCGAAUGCUCCUUUGGGACCGGCACCCAAUUCUCACUCAAGUAUACCGGCUUCUAAGCAGCCAGAAGCUCAGACAGCAGAACUCAUAAGUUUCGAUUAGCUAGUAUGAUCGAUUUGUAAAAGCUAUUUUUAUUUUUAUACAUAUUUUUUACACUUAUAUUGAGCCAAAAACCCAGACAAAACUUUUGAAGAGCUUAUUAUUCAAUUUCUUUUGUCUAGCAUUUUUACUGAAUGUGAAAAGUUUUUCAUUGCUCGGUUAGCAGAUAAUUUGUAAGGUGUAACGUUAUGUUACAAUUCUUUCUCAAAAUUCUACGAACAAUAUGAUGCUUGCAACAGAAAAUUGAAAAAUCAAUGCCUGCAUGAGAUGUUGAGGAUUGUGACUAUCACCGAUCAUAUGGAAAAAAUUGAAUGAUGUCAUCUGUUUUUAGACGUUUUUCACCUAUUAUAUAACAUAGUGGCUAAGGAUUGAUAUUCAAGCUUUAUGUUGUGCGCAUCUUUUUACUUAAAAUUUUCUAUUGUUGUGUGGACAAUGUUUUAAUUUGUAACUUUUUUGCAGCUGACUGGAAACGUCAUGCUUGUUAUGAAAGUUUCAGAAACUAAAUAACUAAGGUGAAAAUUCUUGAAGCUUCAACACACAUUCCUGCUUUCAAGCCAAGCUUAUCAUGUGCGUAAAAUAUGAAUAUUUGAAUGUAUCAAAGAUAUUUUAUCUCCAUAUAACCCCAAUGAAAUGAAUGACUGCGAUUUUAGGGUCUUUGCUCCGCGAGUCAUUCAUAAGCCAAUGCAUGGACGUCUUGCUCCAAAUGGGAUGCAGGCUGCCAUAUUGCAGGAACAUAUUCUACUGUUCUAAGGAAAAAGCGCUGCAUGAGCAUUUGAAUUUUGCUAUGUUUCCUCCCAGAAAAGAUUUAUGUUUGAAGAAAGUCAUGAAUAUUUCUAAAGUUUUCAAAUAUUCAGAUCAAAUGAUGAGCAGAAUUCUCUGAAAAAUGAUAACAAAAUGUUUGCAGUGUUUACCAAAAGUUCGUAAUUUAUGAAAGAAAAUUUGGCAACAAUGGAAGGCAUAUACGGCACUCUUCCUUAGCACUGCUGAGGAAAUAUCGAUUGUUUUAAUAAAGGACUGUAAUUUUCUGGUCAUCAUCA
This is a messenger RNA of Bemisia tabaci, 3565 nucleotides long. The record is from RefSeq and is a predicted model, not a curated record. Lineage: Eukaryota; Metazoa; Arthropoda; Insecta; Hemiptera; Aleyrodidae.